AUUCUGAAACCAGUUCCGUAUUCAGCGCUACUUUAAUGUAACGUCGGUGCGCACACCAUACAGCGUGUAGGUUGUAUAAUUAUCAGAUAAGAUCACACCAUCUCGACCAUGGAGCCUUGAACUGGAAGACACCCACAGCACCACAGAGAUGAAAAUGCAGCACACUUGAUAUCUCCCUGGAGGGGAAACCUGAAUUAAGAUGAAGCGACUGAAGGGGAAAACCCAACAGUGUGGAGCAUUGCAGAAAGUCCUGUGAACACUGACCUCCAGCUCCCAUCAUUCCUUUCCCCCAAAUACACAACACUCCCAUUCAUCACCACUCCUGCUCUGGUCCAAGAUGACCUCACCGAGAAAGCACCUGGUCAAGGAUUUCAACCACUUUAUCACAUGCUACGUGUGCAAAGGAUACCUGAUCAAGCCCACCACGGUGACCGAGUGCCUGCAUACCUUUUGUAAAAGUUGCAUCGUCCAACACUUUGAAGACAGCAACGACUGCCCCAAAUGUGGCAUCCAAGUCCAUGAAACCAACCCUCGAGAGAUGUUAAGGUUGGACAACACUUUAGAGGAAAUCAUUUUCAAACUCGUUCCUGGGCUAAGAGAAAAAGAACAACAGCAGGAGAUUGAGUUCUGGAGGAGUCGAAAGUGGAAGGAGAAUGGAGAAGAAGACGGCCCCCGAUCGAAGAGAUCCAGGCUGGAUGACGAUGAUGAUGGUGGUGGGGAUGGAGACUACCACAGGAGUGACCCGCAGAUAGCCAUCUGUCUUGACUGUCUACGCAACAGCAGCCUAGUGGGAGAGAACGUUGUUAAGGGUUUAAUGAAGAAAUUUAUACGCUGCUCGACUCGAGUGACAGUCGGAACAAUCAAGAAGUUUCUCAGCUUGAAGUUAAAGCUUCCAAGUUCUUAUGAGCUAGACGUCCUAUGCAACGGGGAGAUUAUGGGAAAAGACCACACCAUGGAGUUCAUCUACAUGACGCGGUGGAGACUUCGCGGUGAAACCGCCUACCCAAUGGUACUAGAAUAUCGGCCACGGAUAGACUUUGGUUGACGGAGAGAGACGUGGGACUACUCCUGCACUAACAGCCCAUUGACAGACUACACAAUGAAUGGAUGUGCCUGGCACAAGAGACAAGGACCACGUCUUCCUAUCAUCUGCAUGCAGUAGUCCGUUAUUACCUCUAAUCUCAUUCUGUUCUUGUAUGUUAUCUUCCAGUUUCACAGAUAUCUUUCUAAAGCGCAACAAGGGUUUAAGAACAUGCCUGCAUAUCAUGGCGUAUUAAUGCUUGGAAAUGUACCAAAAUGUAAUUGUCUGAAGACCUGCCGUUGGUCCACAUCACUCGAAAGUAUUCAGAAUAAUACAAAGUGAAAUGACUAGUAAUCCACUGUUACGCAACACAAAGAUAUUCCAAGACAAAGUUGUACACUGGCAAACGGCCCAUAAUAUUUCCCCCUAUCUCCUAUCUAUGCUGGAUUUAGUGUCUUACUCUCCCCUCUCCCCUUACUUCUGUUUUUAAUCAUUGAAGGGGGAAUCAGCAGUUGCAACAUCCAUUUUUGGCCAUAUAAAUGAACCAUAUAUACCCAUUGAUUCUUGAAGAAUAUAACUUAUAAAUGCCUCACGAGCUUAGUUCAACUGUCGUACCCAAUCUGAACCCAAAAUAUAAGCUUGUUUUACUCCAAUGUAAAUGUAAACAAACCGUAUAUAUCCUCAAAACAUGGUUAAAACUAUAAUUGUAAUAUCAUGGAAGGUCAGUUCUUGCAUCCAUAGCUCUUUGAGAGUGGUUGCAUUUCUCCAGCCCCAUCCUUAGCUUUUAUUGAAAUAGGGACGGGGGAAUAGGCUUUGUUAUUGUUUCUACUAAUGAUUGCCGCUUUAACUAUGGUAGUGCCUUUCCCCACGUGUCUCUCAGUGGAGUGCAAAAUCCAAACUGCUCUUCAUAUCAAAUUCCUUGUUUUUAUUUAUUUUUUACCUUUAUUUAACUAGGCAAGUCAGUUAAGAACAAAUUCUUAUUUUCAAUGACGGAACAGUGGGUUAACUUCCUGUUCAGGGGCAGAAUGACAGAUUUGUACCUUGUCAGCUCGGGGGUUUGAACUUACAACCUGAAUGGGGCUACCCUGCCACCCCAUUCAGCCUAGCGGAGUCAAAAGCCCCAUGUUAUAGCUUAUGGGUCAUUCUACAGAAAAUGUGCAAAUCGGGGGCUGAAUUUUUGUAAGAAUUUGUAUCCUAUAUUUUUUCCCCACACUUGUCUUCCAACAUAUGUCAGGUAGACCUACUGUAUAAGCUACUUGUACACUUUGUAUGUCAUAUUUGACAUGUAUUCCUUACCACCCUACUAAAUAUGUAACUAUGGAAACAUAGUGAACAAGUUGCGGUAAAGGGAGAACCAUGCACAGUAGUGAUCAUUUUGAUUAACGUACUACAGAUUUAAUUUGCAUAACAAAAUAGUAAAACAUAAAUAUAAUCUUGUUUGUUCUCUGUGAAAUGUUGAUUGGUUGAAUUACUUCUGCAUCUAAUUUUAAUUGUGUUUUUAGUUGUUUAAAUGAUCACUUUAGCUAUCUUUAUUUUGGCAAAAUACCAGGUGUUUCUGUGUCAAGUGUCAAUCAUAGAGAUCCAUGGAGCGAACAGACUAGGUGGCUAUAACCCUGAAUUUAUGUGGGUUUUGAGUUCAUGAGCCCUUUAAUAAAUUGUAAGAAACUCAAGUAGGAUGAAUUUGAGUACAUUAUAGUAGGGUACAGUAUAGCACAUAUAGGUGUCUAUGUUUUGGCCAAAUGUCAGUGUUUUGGCUCUUGGAGGGUUGGAGCCCUCCUCCUGGCCAUGCAUCUUAAUACUUGACACUUUUUCCUGAAGUGUGCACUUGUCCACUACCCACAUGGUGGUCCUCUCUUCCUCAGUUGGUAGCGCAUGACGCAUAAAACCUUUACAUGGAGACAGCCUCACUGGUGCUGUCACAGAUACCAUGAUGGCACAGACACAAAGAUGAGAACUCUAUUUAUCUGUAUGGUGUCAAUUAUUUUGGUCGUAACCGUUUUGGUUUGGACAAUUUUGACACAUUUUGGACUUUAAAGAAUUGCCAUAGCUAACAUAUAGCUGGCUAUCUUUCAUUUGGGCAGAUGUACAUCGCAUAACCGUGCUUUACAUAUUAAUUGAUUAUACUAGAUGUUCGGCAGUGACACUGCUUAAAAAUACAUGAAGACUUACUUGCUCACUCGUUUUCUCUAAAAUGUGUGCGGACAGACUACUCACCAUAUGGUCAUGCUGGAGAGGGGUGGGCUAAGACACUGCAUUUCAAUACAAGAGGUGUCACUGCAGUAGCUGGCUUGAAUCCAGGCUGCAUCACAUCCGGCCGUAAUUGGGAAUCCCGUAGGGCGGUGCACAAUUAGCCCAGCGUCGUUAGGGUUUGACCGGGGUAGGCCAUCAUUGUAAAUAAUAAUUUGUUCUUAACUGACUUGCCUAGUUAAAUAAAGGUUUUUUAAAAAGAUUAUAAAAAUAAUCACCUGGUGAUAUUUGUAGGGGUGUGGCUUAAGGCGCAUUCAUUCUACAGUCUUUAAAUGUGUGUUUCAGUAGUGCCAUCAACAGGAGGGACAGCAUUUAUUUGAAAAAUAAAUGUUAAAUUAAACAAAACUACAAAUUAGAUCAGUAUCUUUCAAUGUAAUAAUAUAACUCGAGAUGUUCUAUUCAAAUUGUAGCAAAAAAAAUGUGCUUUAUUUUCAAACAUGGAGUUUAAGGAGUCAGGGUUUGGGACAACACAUCUUAAUAGAAAUAGCUGUAUAAACAAUGACUGUACUAAAUUGUUUUGCCUUGGAUUGAAUUAGAAAAUAUCAUGAUGUAAAUAAAUGUCCUAGGUUUGGAGACUUAACUGUUUAAAAAAUAUAUUUUGGGGGAUGGGACUUCAAUUUGCACCACUUCUGUAGAAUCGCCCAUAUACAAGUACAAGGAAGCUAUGGCUGCCUACCAUAUCCCUAUCUAAAAAUGAGUUAUAUUCUUCCUUUCAAUGCCAUUUUGAUGUUAUUACCACAUAUAAUGCAAUAUGAGUACUGUAAGACUAGAUUUGCUGGAAGAAGGUUAGAAAAAGCGGAGUAUUGCCAACACUGUCUGAAAUGUGUAGCUGUCUGUUUGUGCACUAUGUAAAACGUAUUGGGCAUUAUGGUUCACUUGUACAUAGUGGAGAUUUGUUUAGACUGUUUACUACUAUACUGGAAGUCCUACUGGAUGGCUUAACAUUAAUCUAUUAUCACUGCCCUAUAAAAACUGUCCAGGCUGGCGUGAUAGGGUCCCGCCAUAACCCUCACCAUUUGUUUCUGAUGAUGGAUCAUUAGACAAAUGUUUUAAAGGCUUUUUCCCUUUCACAUACCAUUUAUCUUUUUCUCACUCUCCUCGAAACACCAAAGAAUAAAAUCAGACAUAGCAGUGGUUGUAUUUUAUCUGUUCAAGUUUGACAGAGAUAUUAUAAUCCUAACGUAGACAAAUGUUUGGGGGGACAACUGAAUGCAUAAAACCGAGAUGUACAUAGACAAAUGUUGAGGGUACUGAAGUCAUCUUGGUAGGAAACAAAAUGUGGAGUGCAAUUUGCCAAUGUAUUGGUUCUUUGCAUACAGUAGAUCUCUGACAAUAAUACGUUUAUGUUCAUUUGCAGUUAUGUGAGAGAACCACUCAAUGGACAGAUUGGACACAUUUCUGGCAGCCCCUAAAAGUACAAGUCUUUACAAAUUUCCACAAGUAAAAGUUGUAGUUGAAGCCUACUCUUAGAAAAUGGGGCUCCAAAAGGGUUCUACCUGGAACCAAAAGGGUUCUACCUGGAACCAAAAGGAUUCUACCUGGAAUCAAAAAGGGUUCUUCAAAGGGUUCUCUUAUGUGGACAGCCGAAGAACCCUUUUAGGUUCUCGAUAGCACCUUUUUUUCUAAGUGUGCCGAGCAUUCUUGUGUACUUUCCUGUUUCACACAUGCUUUUUCCUGUUUGAAAUGGUAUCUCUUAUUUUCCCAAAAAACCCACCUGUAGUGGUUUUAAAAGUCAGCAAAGUAAAUGUUUAGACUGAAUAAUUCUUGAAAUGUCCCUGUGCUGCAAUGAACAAUAUGUAUUUUUGUAACAAGAAGAACUUGUAGAUAUUUUCUUUAAAAAUGAAAUUGUAUGUUGUAUAUUUAACAGACUUAAAAUGCUGCUUAGAAUAAUCUAUUCUAUUUUUCAAUGUCAAUGUGCCUGAUAAGCAUUCCUAGAGAGAUUAGAACUGUACAUAUGCAAGAGCUGCUCUAUAUGUGACAUGACAAAAAUACCAAAAUACAGAACUCAUUGAAUUAA
Oncorhynchus masou masou (cherry salmon) is the source of this 5285-nucleotide messenger RNA. RefSeq names its product polycomb group RING finger protein 5-B. Bases 338 to 1045 code for a protein of 235 amino acids. Gene Ontology annotation, biological process: regulation of transcription by RNA polymerase II. NCBI's taxonomy places the organism in Eukaryota, Metazoa, Chordata, Actinopteri, Salmoniformes, Salmonidae. The record is from RefSeq and is a predicted model, not a curated record. Gene Ontology annotation, cellular component: PRC1 complex. The transcript is spliced from 9 exons.